UGCGUCGCUUCCCCGUAAUGACAGCCCGUCACUGCGGCCAUUCACAUGCAAAUCAGCGCUUCGGGGGGCGGCGGGGAGAGGCUGGACCCGCCUGGACCAGCCUGCCUCACGGACCACAGGGGACUCCGCGGCGGCCGGAGUGAACGCAGGACUUUCAGAUCUCCUGAUCUCCAAAUCGAUCGUAUUCAGCUCUUGGAGAUUGUACUGUUCUCGGUCCGUCUGUGAUUAAACCCCCAUCAGCUGCCGUGUGAAGUUGGCCCGUUCUCCGGUUCCCGGAAGCCUCGACUCUGGACCCGGGAGACUCUGGACCCGGGAGACUCUGGACCCGGGAGACUCUGGACCCGGGAGACUCUGGACCCGGGAGACUCUGGACCCGGGAGACCCAGUAGAGCCUGGACUCUGGACCCGGGAGACUCUGGACCCGGGAGACCCAGUAGAGCCUGGACUCUGGACCCAGCAGCAGAGCUUGAUGAGCCAGCCCGAUGCGGGGGCGUCGCCGGCGGGGGUCCUGGUUCUGUCGGAGCGCCUCCUGGUAGCGUCCCACAAGGGCCAGGCGGAGCAGGUGGUCCAGCUCAUCAACAAGGGGGCCCAGGUGGCCGUCACCAAGUACGGCCGGGGGCCCCUCCACCUGGCGGCCUACAGGGGCCACAUCGAGGUGGUCCGCACCCUGCUGAAGGCUGGCUGUGACCUGGACAUACAGGACGAUGGGGAGCAGACCGCCCUCCACCGCGCGGCCGUGGUGGGUAACAGUGAUGUCAUCAGCGCCCUGAUCCAGGAAGGGUGUGACCUGGACCGACAGGACAAGGACGGUAACACCGCCCUCCAUGAGGUGUCGUGGCACGGCUUCAGCCAGUCUGUGAAGCUGUUGGUGAAGGCCGGGGCCAACGUCCACUCCAGGAACAAGGUCCGUAACUCCUCCCUCCACCUGGCGUGUCAGAACGGCCACGCCCAGAGCGCCAAGGUGCUGCUGCUGGGGGGGGCGCGGCCCGACACCAAGAACCAGGCGGGCGACAGCAGCCUGCAUGUGGCGGCGCGCUACAACCACCAGGGGGUGAUCAACAUCCUGCUGGGGGCCUUCUGCUCCGUCUCCCUGAGGAACCAGGCGGGGGACACGCCCCUCCAUGUCGCUGCGUCUCUGAACCACAGGAAGUCGGUGCGUCUGCUCCUGGAGGCGGGGGCCGACAGCAGCGCCUGCAACGCUGCGGGCCAGACGGCGCUGGAUCAGGCCCGAGAGAACAACAACCCAGAGGUGGCCCUCCUGCUGACCAAGGCCCCCCAGGUGCAGCGGUUCGCCCGGGGGAGGAGCGUGAGGAAGAGGAGGGAGCGGCUGAAGGCGGAGGGCCGCGCCCAGUCCGUCCCAAGGGACCAGAUGCUACCUAGCAAGGACAGCGCCUCGGCUGCAGACACCCACAGCAGCGACCUGGUUGGCUGGAAGGACGCAGAGCCCGCCCAAUCGAACACCAGGAGGUCCAUCAACAGGAAGCAAAAGGAGAAGCCCUCGCUGUCGGACCCCCCCCGCCGUCUGGAGACGCGUCUCGGGGAGUCGGCCCAGCGGAGGCGGAGCAAACAGCAGGGGGGCUCCCCUCAUUCGCCGCUGCCCCCCCACAACUAUAAAGCCUACCAGCUGUACACGCUGUACCGCGGCCGCGACGGCAAGGUCAUGCAGGCCCCUCUGAACGGCUGCCGCUGCGAGCCGCUGAUCAACAAGCUGGAGAACCAGCUGGAGGCGACCAAGGAGGAGGUGAGGACGGAGAUCCAGACGGUGCAGGAGCUCAUGAACACCAAGCUGGGCCAGAUGGAGAGAACCAGCCAGCAGCAGAACCGAGCGCUGGACAAGCUGACGGUGGAGCGCGUGGCGGCGGAGAGGUCAGAGUGCAUCCAGAGGAUCGAACAGCGGGCCCAGCAGGAGAAACAGGAGGCCACCAAGAGACAGGGGUCAGUGGUGGGGGAGCUGAAGAGCUGGUGUCUCUCUAAGCUCCACCUGAUGGAGCUCCGGCUUGGGGGGGACCAGCGCUCCCCGACCCCCCUGCGCCGCUCCACCUCCCUGACGGAGGGGCUGACCCUGACCCCCAGCCCGGGCCCCCGGGAUCCUGAGGACCCGGAGCGCGCUCCAGGGGCCGGCGGGGCCCCCAGCCACUACUUUGUGGUCCACGCCGACAGCUCCCCAGAGGGAGAGAAGCAGCGUGACGCGGCCGUGAGUCCCGUGGUGCGACCGAAGGAGCGGCCGGCAGCGCCCUCUGCUGACCUCCGCAGGCCGCAGCCGGGACUGCAGGACGUGGAGGCCACGGAGGACGGAGCAGGCAGGAGGGGAGAAGAAGACAGCAGAGACCAAAGAGAGAACCGGGUCAGUCUGGACCGGUUCAGUCUGGACCGGGUCGGGACUGAACCGGGUCUUCGUGUUCCCCCAGAAGGGGGGUCCCAGGGCUGGAGGAGGCGUGGGGGGGGCAGCAGGGCCAGCAGCCUCUCCCCCACCACGGAGCGCCGCUUCAGCACCAGACCGGACCGUCGGGACCCGGACCGCCGGGAUCCAGACCGCCGGGACCCCGACCGCCUCGGCCGGGACCACAAGACCAAGACCCACAGGAGGACCUCCCACGGCAGGACCAGGUCCAAGGGCGCCGCGUCGGGACCCCCCUCCGCCCCGGGACCCGGCCCCAGAGACCUGCAGACCCUGGAGGUGUUUGGGGCCCCGGGCGGCGGCGGCGGGGCCCCCGGCGGCGACGGCGGGCCCCCGGGCUGGGAGCAGGAGCGGGAGGGGAUGCACGCGCUGGAGGUGAGCCAGCUGUUCUUCGAGGCGGUGUCGGGCCAGAUGGAGCGCUGGUACGAGAGGAAGGUGGAGGAGGCGCGGCGGCUGGGCGACCGGCGGGCGGAGGCCGACCGCGCCGCGCUCACGGAGCGCAUCGGCGUCCUGGAGGACGAGCUCAGGCUGCUACGGACGCCCGGGGGCGGGGAGCAGGGGUAGCACGCUAGCGCUGGCUCACACACUCUGUUAGGGCUUGGCAUUGAUGUUGACACACACACACACACACACACACACACACACACACACACACACACACACACACACACACACACACACACACACACACACACACACACACACACACACACACACACACACACACACACACACACACACACACGACGUGUGAGAGUAAAACUGCAGUAAAGGCCACACCCUUGUUCUCAGUCUCUGAUUGGAGGACUUCGCUGCAGGCGGGCUCACUUUGCCAUUGAAGCUCCCAGGAGGGCCAAUCAGAACUCCCCAGAGGCGGUGCCUCUUCUCACUAAAUCCUGGACCACACGUGUGUGAACUUAGUAGUUCUGGCGGGCUCUGAGCCCAGCCCGACGGCGGGCUCUGAGCCCAGCCCGACGGCGGGAACGUGUUGCCGGGGGCUGCGAUCCAGAAGGUUCCCACCAGGGGCAGCUGUUGUAGGUAGUGGGUCCAUAUACCGGCUCCUCUUGGUAGUUUUCCGGCAGCUUCAACCAGGUUCUAUUGUUCAUCUUAUCAAGGGCAAUAAAGAUGGAGAGGGAAGCUCGCUCUUCCACACACACCGCAUCCUGUAUCCUAGUAACACCGUGCCCUUUCAUACAUACAGGAUGUCCUGAACACACACUCUGUUACAUACAGGAUGUCUGUUACAUAGUUAGAUUCAGGAUGUGUUACACACACUGUUACAUACAAGAGAUCUGGAACACACACUGUUACAUAAAGGAUGUGUUAGUGUUAAGGAUGUCUGGAACACACUGUUACAUGCAGGCUGUCUGGAACACAGCUGGUAAGUUUAGCUGCUCCUCCAGAUGUGGAAUCUGCCAAGAUAAGAUCAUUAAGAUUAAUAAAAAGAUUAUUGAUGCUGGAGGUCUUCGUUAAAUAAAACCCUUUACCAGUCCUGAGAAAACAUAAGCUCAGCUCUGAAUGAGGAUUUAAAUUAAGUUUUAUUUGAUCAUACAUUAACACAUUGCCGAUAAUGCAAGCGUGAUAACAUGUUUACACAGUGGUUAGUAGUGGAUUAAGAAAGUAAGAUUAACCCGUCAGUGAUGUUGACUAUACCUUGAAAAGAGAGGAGCCUGGGAAACACUUUCCUCCACUGUCUCUCCAACAGUAAGAUGUACGACGAUGAUAAAAAAGCUAAACUGCAAGGAAUGUCCGCCUGUAAUUAACUUAACAGUGACCAUUUCUCUUUCUCUUUACACUUCUUUGCCUUAUAAUUAAAUUAAGAAGACGUCUCUCACACACGCACACAUUCCAAGACCAACUCCAAACUCCUCCCAACACCAGAGAAUCAGAAGUCCAAAAGAAGAGCCCAUUAAAUAUGUAUCUCCAUUCUUGUACAUUUCUGUGUAACCUUAACUGUUGUUUCUAUCAAUACUCUGCUGUACAUAAUGUGUGUGAAUUCAGUCUGUGUACUUUGUGAGAAAAUGAACUCAACAGUCCUGCCUUUCUGGUUUCUUUUUAAUCAACAUCAAACAUUCAUAAGUCAAGGCUGAAGUCCCAGAUCUGAUUCAGUCGGACGGUUCUCGGUUCAGCCCAGUUCUCCUGAAGCUCCUCUUAAGAAAUCGGAAUAAUCCCACUGGUUCCAAACUGUGGACCUGGGACCCAAACCGGCCCCCAAAGUGCUCCCUGGGGGGGUCCCCCGGACAGAUGUGAAAACUUAGUUUCACUUUCACAAAAAUAAGCUCAGAACCCGGUCUUCAUCUGGAGGAGAAGACUGUCUGGGUCAUCGGGUUCUGUUUGGCUGCCAUUAGCUCCUCAAGAGUUUCUCUGGUCCGUCUCUUCCUCCAUUCUCACUCUGAAUGAGCCCCCCGCCCCCCCCAAUGAUGUCAUGUCCCAGUUCUCCCAUCAAGUUCGCGUCCAGCAGGCUCAGUAAAGCCACAACAUCACCUGGGGUCCCCAUCACCAGA
Molecule: messenger RNA, 4902 nt
Organism: Gadus chalcogrammus (walleye pollock)
Lineage: Eukaryota; Metazoa; Chordata; Actinopteri; Gadiformes; Gadidae
Gene: ankrd6b
Product: ankyrin repeat domain 6b
Exons: 18
Coding region: 470-2962 (830 amino acids)
Molecular function (GO): protein binding
Source: RefSeq, a predicted model, not a curated record